AUGUUUACAAGUAACACAAAACGUUUUUUUGCACGUCCACAAACAAGUUGGAUCAUAUUUCAAUUCAAAAAACGAAAUAGUUCAACAGCACCGUCAACAAAAUUAACUUCAAGUUAUUUUCAUCAUGUUUCAUCACUUCCAUUUGUUUAUAAAACAAUAGGUCAAAAUUUUGAUGAAACGGCUGCUAAAUAUCCUGAUCAUGAAUGUUAUAUUUUUAAAAGCGAACAAAAACGAUAUACAUUCAAAUCAUUUAAAGAUGAAGUUGAUAGUUUAGCUGCAUCUCUUAUUGAACUAGGCUUUGAAAAAGGUGAUCGAUUUGCUGUUUGGUUACCGAAUACAUCGGAAAAUGUUGCAAUGUCAUUUGCUACAUCUAAAUUAGGCCUUAUCAAAAAACCAUUAAUGGAAGAAUAUUCUAUUGCUGCUCAAGUAUGGAAAUUAUCAUCGGUUGACAUGUGUGAAUUAUCAUGA
Molecule: messenger RNA, 468 nt
Organism: Rotaria sp. Silwood2
Lineage: Eukaryota; Metazoa; Rotifera; Eurotatoria; Philodinida; Philodinidae
Source: the annotation of a GenBank genome assembly